UCAAAUUCAAAUCUUUUAUUGUCGAACAAUUCUCGAAUUUCGUAUUCAGCAUGGACAAGCCUCAGUACGCUCGCGUGGUCGAGAUCCUUGGACGCACUGGAUCCCAAGGGCAGUGCACCCAGGUGCGGGUGGAGUUCCUCGGCGACCAAAGCCGCCAGAUUAUUCGGAAUGUCAAAGGACCUGUUCGCGUGGGCGACAUCCUGUCGCUGCUGGAAACUGAACGCGAGGCCAGGAGACUGCGCUGAUGUAUGAAUUACACCUGUUUGAUUUCCCAAAUCAAGUUAAUAAACGAUUUUGUUUGUUC
Molecule: messenger RNA, 304 nt
Organism: Drosophila melanogaster (fruit fly)
Lineage: Eukaryota; Metazoa; Arthropoda; Insecta; Diptera; Drosophilidae
Gene: RpS28a
Product: ribosomal protein S28a
Exons: 1
Coding region: 51-245 (64 amino acids)
Biological process (GO): translation
Cellular component (GO): ribosome
Molecular function (GO): structural constituent of ribosome
Source: RefSeq, marked reviewed